AUGGAUCAGCACAAGUAUCGCACGGCGGGCGUCCAGGAGAAGCUGGAGAUCAUUGGGGUGGAGGAUGAGGCUGGAAACCCCAUCAGCGCCCUGACCAUCCUGUCGCUGCUGGAGCGCGUGGCUGGCAUCAUCGACAACGUCCAGUCCUGCCAGCAGCGCAUGGAAGAACGUCAGCUGGAACUGGAGAACAACAUCAAGACCAUCCAGGGCGAUGUCCUGAAGCUGGCCAAGGACCACACCGACACCAGCGGCACGGUGGAAAAGCUCCUGCAGAAGACCCGCAAAGUCAGCGCCAAUGUCAAGGAGGUCCGGACGCGCGUUGAGAAGCAGAACGUACGGGUCAAGAAGGUUGAAUCCACACAGGAUGAGCUGCUCACCCGCAACAAGUUCCGCGUCGUCAUCUAUCAGGGUGAGACGGAGAUCCCAUCAGUGGCCGUCACCAAGUCUCCUAAAGGAACCGGCUUGGACGGACUGGAGAUUGAUCCAGACUCCUACGACAUCCCCGCCGACCUCUCCUCAGAUGAAGAGUACCUGAGCGUGGAGGAGACCGACUCCUCACGAGCCGCUCGCCUCAAGAAAUCGGUCGUGAAGAGCACGGAGACCCUGAAGGCCGCAUUCUCCAAGGAGAACAUGAGCAAAACCAAAGACAACCUGGGCACCAAGUUCCACCACCUUGGUGAGAAGGUGAUGCCGCCCGAGCGGAGGGAGAAGAUGCACCAGGCCGGUGAGCGGCUGAAGCAGUCCGGCGAACGGCUGAAGGAGAACAUCGCCAAGAAGGCUCCGAACAAAGAGACCUUCCGCAUCAAGCUGAAGAAGGAGAGAGCCGUCGGCGAAGGCCAGGAGGGCGCUGAGGCCGACCCCGAGCUCCACACCCACGGUCAGGCCGAGGAGUCACCGGUGCCGUCCCCGGGGGUCACCUACACCGAGGUCGGCCUGGAAACCAAGAGGGAGGGGCCCGUGGAGGAGUCCAGUGCCACCCGGAUAGGAUAG
Molecule: messenger RNA, 990 nt
Organism: Seriola dumerili (greater amberjack)
Lineage: Eukaryota; Metazoa; Chordata; Actinopteri; Carangiformes; Carangidae
Gene: cavin4a
Product: caveolae-associated protein 4a-like
Exons: 2
Coding region: 1-990 (329 amino acids)
Biological process (GO): regulation of gene expression
Cellular component (GO): caveola; cytoplasm
Source: RefSeq, a predicted model, not a curated record